Messenger RNA from Colletotrichum graminicola M1.001, 420 nucleotides. RefSeq lists its product as uncharacterized. The transcript has 3 exons. Lineage: Eukaryota; Fungi; Ascomycota; Sordariomycetes; Glomerellales; Glomerellaceae. The record is from RefSeq and is a predicted model, not a curated record. The coding region runs from base 1 to 420 and encodes 139 amino acids.
AUGAACGACGCGGAAACCAACGAGUCUCGGAGACCCAAGUCUCUCCAGACCACCAAGACGCCUGAACCGCGGCUAGAUCAACAACCAGCCAACGGCCAGAACAAUAGCAACACCCCCAGCACACCGGGGCCUUUCCCUUCCUUCGACUGGGAAGAUUUCGAAGCUCGGUACGAAAAGGCCCUUGCGGAGGCCGAUGAAAGGGAGAGAGAGCUCUUGCUCGAGUUCGACAGUCUCGUGAAGUACUUCAAUGUCUGGGCCUCCACUUCGAGUGAUCAUGACAAUGAACGCGCAACCAAGCGCCUUCACACAAGGCGGAGGUAUGUCAACUUGGCAGAAAAGGAUAUGGCUCAAAAGGAGGAGCAUAUGAAGGAAGUGCUCCGCGCAUUCCAAAGCGCUCUCGCCCUGCUAAGCCGGACUUAA